Aspergillus tanneri is the source of this 1197-nucleotide messenger RNA. It is a transcript of the gene ecm33, whose product is annotated as GPI-anchored protein Ecm33. Gene Ontology annotation, biological process: fungal-type cell wall organization. Gene Ontology annotation, cellular component: fungal-type cell wall; plasma membrane. The transcript has 3 exons. NCBI's taxonomy places the organism in Eukaryota, Fungi, Ascomycota, Eurotiomycetes, Eurotiales, Aspergillaceae. Bases 1 to 1197 code for a protein of 398 amino acids. The record is from RefSeq and is a predicted model, not a curated record.
AUGGGUCUCCUCAAAUACGCCCUUCCCGCAUUUUUGGCGGCGAACUCCGUCUUCGCUGCUGAUGACUGUGGUAGCGCCGGCAAGACCAUCACCAUCGAAAGCCAGGGUGAUGCCAGCAAAUACAGCAGCUGUAAGAUUCUUAAGGGUGAUGUCGAGAUCAGCAAAAGUAUCACCGGCGACGUGCGCCUCGACGGUGUCCAAGAGAUUGCUGGCAGCUUAACUGUUGAUGGUGCUGUCAACCUGACCUCUCUGUCUGCCUCCAGCCUGAGCUCGAUUGGCGACACCAUGCACUUGAACAGUCUAACCAGCAUGACCACUCUCGAAUUCGCUGCUCUUACUAAGGUCGGAAGCAUCAAGUGGGCCGUUCUUCCCAUGUUGCAGACCCUCGCCUUCACCAAGGGUGUUACUGAGGCCAGCAACGUCGCGAUCACCAACACUGGCCUGACCAACCUGGAUGGAAUCUCCUUGAAGACCGUUGGUGACUUGGACGUCACUGAGAACUUGUCCUUGGAGACUGUCAACGUGAACAACCUGAAGAAUGCCACGGGCCUGAUCAACUUUGCUGGAAAUAAGCAGUCAUUGGAGAUUGAACUCCCCAACCUGGCCGGUGGUCGGAAUAUGACCUUCCGUAACGUUUCUUCCGUCUCCGUUCCUUCUCUGGAGCUCCUUAGCGGUCAGCUUGGCUUCUGGGGCAACUCAUUCAAGUCUUUCAUUGCCCCUAACCUCACCGAGACCGGUGACUUGGUGUUUGACAACAACAACAAGCUCACCAACAUCAGCAUGAACAAGCUCGAGACUGUCCAUGGCGGCUUCCUUAUUGUCCGUAACGACAAGCUGGGUUCCGUCGACUUCCCUAAGCUUGCCAAGGUCACUGGUGCUAUUGACUUCAGCGGUAAAUUCGAUGAGGCCGAUCUCCCUGCUCUGAAGACCGUUGCCGGUGGCUUCAACAUGCAGAGCACUGGUAACUUCAGCUGCGAUACCUUUAACAAGCUUGAGGGCAAUGCCAUCCGCGGCAAGUACGAGUGCAAGGCUAAGACGCCCAACCCUACCACCAAGGAUGGCUCUUCUGGCUCCACCACUAGCGGCGGCCAGCCCUCUUCCUCCUCUAGCGAGGGUGCCUCCGCCAUGAACGUUGCCAACGUGCCCGCCAUGGGUCUGGCUGCCGUCUUCGGUGCUCUGGUUCAGUAUGCCCUGUAA